This is a messenger RNA of Lathyrus oleraceus (garden pea), 644 nucleotides long. Its product is annotated as small polypeptide DEVIL 4. The transcript has a single exon. Gene Ontology annotation, biological process: negative regulation of cell population proliferation. The coding region runs from base 106 to 252 and encodes 48 amino acids. NCBI's taxonomy places the organism in Eukaryota, Viridiplantae, Streptophyta, Magnoliopsida, Fabales, Fabaceae. The record is from RefSeq and is a predicted model, not a curated record.
CCAAUUCUAAAAAUCAAGUCUUUCACACACAACUCAAGUUCUAAAAUCUAAAGAAAAACAGCCCUUUUUGUUUUCCAAGAGUUUCUAUACUAUUUCACUCAUAAUAUGAAGAUGGGUUCUAUUGGAAGCUCAAAGAGAUCAAGACUAUCUUCAUCAUCAAGUAGAGGACUUGGUGGUGUUCUUAAGGAACAAAGAGCUAGGCUAUACAUCAUAAGAAGGUGUGUGGUCAUGCUUCUAUGUUGGCAUGAGUAAUUGUCUUCGUGUUUGGAAAAUACUAAAAUUUCGAGAUUCGAUCAGAAGCUAUACAUUGGAGCUUCUAUAAUUCACGAUCAGAGAGCUCUAAACUUUGUUAGCCUUAUUCAUAGUUGAUUCAAACACAUGCUAAAUAGCUAGUUAGUUAGUUGAGUUGAGGUCUUUAUAAGAUUUAGAAGUUCAAACUUGGUUCUUUGGCAAUAGAACAAGAUUGGUUCUUUCUUCUUUAGGUUUUUGUUUUUGCCUUCUUCCUUUGAUUCAUGGUGGGGUGUAAAUAGCUAACGGCUUGGAUAUUAUGGGAGAGUGUAACAAUUUUUUUUCAUGGGUUGCUAGCUAUAGCCUUUAUGUACAUUAGAAUAUCAAUGAAUUAUGUUAAUGGUUAACAAUUUCAA